Messenger RNA from Mya arenaria, 2008 nucleotides. RefSeq lists its product as uncharacterized. The transcript has a single exon. The coding region runs from base 154 to 1308 and encodes 384 amino acids. NCBI's taxonomy places the organism in Eukaryota, Metazoa, Mollusca, Bivalvia, Myida, Myidae. Gene Ontology annotation, molecular function: protein serine/threonine kinase activity. Gene Ontology annotation, biological process: peptidyl-threonine phosphorylation. Gene Ontology annotation, cellular component: cytoplasm. The record is from RefSeq and is a predicted model, not a curated record.
AUAACAUAUACAUUAAUAAACAUUUAUUCGUAACCCUCUGCAAAUGGUUAGGGUUGAGUGAAAAUCAUUGGAACCAGGAAGUGAAUUAAGUGCCAGGCGAACUAGCCAUUUGACUGAAGAUUGCAGUGUGUUCCGUGAUCAACGACUGGCAAGAUGGGUGAACUUGACCUGGUGUUCGCCAUUGACUGCACGUCCAGCAUGGACCCCUACAUCACUGAGGCCCGCGACAACGUCAUUGGCAUUAUCAACGCGCUCGUUUCGUUGGGUUGCGACCUCCAUAUGGCUUUAGUGGAGUACAGGGACCAUCCGCUAUGCGAGCCUACCUUUGUGACACAGACGCACGACUUUACUACCAUACCUGGGGAAAUGAAGAAUUGGCUCCAAAUGGCGACGGCAGCUGGAGGCGGCGACGUACCUGAAGCUGUAGCUGAUGCCUUGCAGGCAGUACUUUACCUCAGUUGGCGGGAGAAGGCGACAAAGGUGUGCGUGUUUAUAACAGAUGCACCACCACACGGACUAGGCACCUAUGGUGAUAAGUUACCGGACGGAUGUCCGGAUGGUCUGGACCCGAUGGAGAUUUGCCGCCAGCUCGCCACUAAGGGGGUGAGCGUAUACAUCGCCGGAUGUGAACCGAGCAUAUGCGCAUAUAAGGACUUCUAUCUGUCUGUGGCGCACAUGACAGGCGGCCAGUACGUGCCUUUGGACCACGCAAAGUCUCUUGUAAACGUGAUCAUAUAUGGGGCAACGGAAGAAAUGUCGCUUACAAAUUUGGCCAAUGAGACUGAGGCGCUAAUCGAGAAGAGGAUUGAAGAUGGCGAGCCAAUAAAUGAGAUGGAGCUUUCUAUGUUUCUGCAAACAAAAUGGCAACAACAGGGUGUGACCACUCAACAGCUACAAAAGGGAAAGAAGGAAUUGAAGACGGCCAUGGCGUCUAAGGCUGCCAUGAAGAUGACCAGAAUGGACUUCAGUGACGUACAAACACACUAUAAAACCGCAAAACCAAAGCACAAGUGGAAGGUGGGGGAAACUCCAGAAUCCAAGCAAAGGGCGGAGAUUGAUGCCAAACUUGCAGCGCUGUCGCAGCUUCCUACCAAAACUAAUCUUGCCACUGGUGGUAGAACCACGCUGAGUGUGGGAGGCUUGGCAGAAGCGCUGAGGGAGGCUGAGGCUGACACACAGGCCAUCGACGCGGGGCCCAGCGACUUUAGGUGUAUCCAGGGUGGUGUCACUCUCACACAAACGUCGAGGAUUGUUCAGAAGUCUGUGAUAAAGAUGUCAAGGCUACGAGCAUCCAUUGCUAAGCCUUGAAUACAGUAACACGAAACAACUUGUCAAGAGAUGUUUUAGUUUUGGGUUGUGUUGUCCAUAUAAUCAGUUUUCUACAAGUACUAGUCUCAUACAGAUAUUAUUUAUCUACAGUAAAACCAACGUAAAAUGGAUAUGAGUUUCUUACAUUACAAACUACGUAAAAAGGGAUAUUAGUUUUCUACAGUACAAACUACUUAAUAUGGAUCGAGUUUCCUACAGUACUGAUCUCAGAUUUAUUUGUGUUUUUCGUGAACAUGGAGAGUGGACCAUUUCGAUAUGCCAUUAAAUUGUCGUAGUUUUCACGAACUUACAACUUAAUUACAUGUUGUGUGUUGUUCGUCAACUUUAAGCGGUUUUAAAUAGUUUCUGACAUGGUCCGCUUAUACCGUGAUCGCAAAAACUUAAAUACCCGUUUUUGAUUUCAUUGUAUCUCUUAAUAAUAUGUAGCCUGUACCAAAUACUUAUUCAGUAAAUUCUUGAACAAGUGUAUAUAUAAAAUAAUCGAAACAUGAUAAACAGCAAAUGUACUACACUGUAAUAAUAUAUUCUUGAAUUUGUUAACAAAUGUAUAAAAAAUCGAAACAUGAUAAACAGUAUAUGUACUACACUGUAAUGAUAUAUUCUUAAGUUUUAAACAAAUGUUUAAAUUAUUCUAUGCAGAAACAUGAUAAUAAAAGUCGAGAAACCCUCGACAUUCGUA